Messenger RNA from Pistacia vera, 970 nucleotides. RefSeq names its product membrane protein PM19L-like. The coding region runs from base 260 to 745 and encodes 161 amino acids. Lineage: Eukaryota; Viridiplantae; Streptophyta; Magnoliopsida; Sapindales; Anacardiaceae. The record is from RefSeq and is a predicted model, not a curated record. The transcript is spliced from 4 exons.
UGAAAUCGAAAAUGUAAACCACGAAUCUGGGUUUUGGUUGGCUUGCCUUGAACAUGAAGAAUGCUCUUUACAGCCCCACAUAGAUGGUAGAAGCCUUUGGAACCAGCAGCCUUAGCAAGAAAAGAACCAAAACCCUCAAUGUAAUUGCAUUUAUAAACCUUCGUCUCCUUCAAGAAACACAUGUAGAAAUUGUACUUGCUCUAAUCAUUCCUCAAAGUCCCCUAAUUCUUUCAUCUUCUUUCAAAACAACUUUUCAGAAAUGGCCAACACUCAAUUGAAACCAGUUGCAUCAUUGCUUUUGGUUCUUAACUUCUGCAUGUAUGUUAUAGUUUUAGGCAUCGGUGGUUGGGCUAUGAAUCGCGCCAUCGAACAUGGCUUUGUCAUUGGCCCAGGACUUGAUCUUCCUGCACAUUUCUCGCCUAUCUACUUUCCGAUGGGCAACGCUGCUACGGGAUUUUUUGUGACAUAUGCUUUGAUAGCUGGAGUUGUUGGUGCUGCAUCAGUAAUUGCUGGUGUUAACCAUAUUCGUAACUGGAACGCCGAUAGCUUGCCAUCUGCAGUCACAGCUGCUACCAUUGCCUGGUCUCUUACACUCCUCGCCAUGGGCUUUGCUUGCAAAGAGAUUGAUCUCCGCAUCAGAAAUGCCAAGUUGAGAACACUGGAGGCAUUUUUAAUCAUCCUCACGGUUACACAACUCCUGUACAUAGCAGCCAUUCAUACUGUUGCACCAAUGAGGAGAUCAUAAUAAAUUCAAGUCCUUUGAUGGAAAUAUCUUGUGCCUUCAAUCUUUAUUUUGCUAAAAUUUGUUUUCCCCUGUGUACUGCCAAGGUAUUGGCUGAUUGUGGGUGUGGUUAGUAUGUAAUAUGACAGAAACUGUAUGAACUAAUAAAGGAAAAAUGAUUUCAUUGGCCGUGUUUAUAUUGUUUCUUCAAAAUGACAUGUUUGCUCAAACCUCAAUAAAGCAACUUAU